AUGUCAUUAACUGAACAAAUUGCCAAUAAUACCAAUAAUAUCAACUCUAUUUCUACUUUGGAUGGUGAUGUUGGAGUUACUUUGAUGUUUCCAGAAAAAAUUACGGGUGAUACUAAUUCAAUUUUAGUAACCGAUAACAGUAAUAUGGAUGGAAAGGUUGAUUUAAUUACAACAACAUCAAAUGAGCCAAGUGAUACAAAUUCAACUGGCCAUUCAACUGGCCACUCAACUGGCCACUCAACUGGUCAUUCUACUCCUGAUUUGUAUGAUACAAACUUUCCUAGUCUUUCAUCAACUGCUUCAACUACCACUUCUUCCUCUCCUUUUCCUACAGCUAUUAAUUAUAGUAGCAUUGUUAAUAGUAACACUAACGGUGUUAGUAACGGGGUUAGUAACGGGGUUCAAGUCUAUUCUUCCACAAAAAAAAAAACAAUCCUUGCUAUUACCGCCACCAAUGACACCACCUCUAGUUCUAAUGCCAUUGUUAUAGAAAAGCUGGAAUUGGCAGAAUCGCAACAUAAUAACCCUCAACAACAAAAAAGAUCAUCAUCAUCAUCUGACGAUAAAAAUAAUCAAGCGGCAGAAAUUAUUAGACGGGUGAUGGAGAAAACAAAUACAAAAAUAAAAGUUGAUCCUGCUUCAAAAAGUUCUAUCGUGACUUUUUUAAUUGAGGGAAAAGAUAAAGAUGUUGCUAAUGCAAAACACAUUUUAACUGAUAAACUUGGUCUUAAAGAUAAAAUUACUAUUCAAGUGCCUGCAUCAGCCCGUUCUCAUUUAUUAGGACCUUAUGGUACAACCAUAAAAUCAAUUACCAAUUCAACUGGUGCGCGCAUCACGUUACCGCCACGUCCUAACAACCCAAAAAAGGAAAUGGAAAAGUCUGAAUUGGAUUUCGAUGAGGAUGAGGAAAUGAUGGAUGUGACAAUUUUUGGUGAGAUGUGUGCUGUUUGUAAAGCAAAAGUUGAAAUUCAAGACAUUGUAAAAUCUAUGGGUGCAACUAAAAGAACACAUUAUAUUAGACACAUUGAAAAUAAAUUUUACCCAUUGAUUGCUGGUGCACAUAAUAAACGUAUUAAUCAAAUUAGUAUUGAUACUAAUACAAAAAUUCAUGUACCUUUUUACAACUCUACCAACCCAAACAACACAUUAACCGAUACAAAAAAAAAUUGUAUUGCUAUUACUGGUGAAAAAAAUUCAAUUAAGAUUGCAAGUGAUGUGAUUGAGGAUCUUUAUGAAGAUUUGGGUGCUAAUCUUCAAGAAAUACUUGAAACAACAGGUUGUACACUAGAAUUACCACCAGCGACUGAUCAAUCAGUGAAAGUGAUAAUUUAUGGACCACAAAGUCAAUUAGCAGGUGCCUUACAAACUGUAAUCAAAAAAGCAAACUCUAUACAUGUUCAACUACUUGAUAUUACUGACCUUCAUCAGACAGAAAAUCUGAUGAAACAUUCUAUUAAUGUUUUGAAAUAUUUAUGGAAUAGAGGCAAAUUGAAGAAAAUUGAGUCAGAAACUGGUGUACAAAUUGUCACUCCAAAGAUCGCAUCAUCAUCAGAAAUGGAAAUGAAAAAUUUGGUUAUGGAGUUUGUGGGUAAAGUACCUGAAGAUGUGGGAAAUGCUAGAAAAGAAGUCACCGAAAUAAUCAAAAAUUUGGUGAGGCAAAAUUUACAACGAGUCAAAGAUGCUUACGGUGUUGAAAUAAUAGUUCCUGAUGAGAAAGAAGCCAAUCCCGAGAUAUUGAUAAUUUUUGAGGGUAGAGAAGACGACAAGGAAUUUUCCGAUAGAAAGAAAAAAGAACUUCAUAUUAUGGAAAUAAUGGAAAAAGUGAAAAAUGAAUUGUUAAAAGUGGAACGUGAUUCGUCAUCAGAUUUUUCUGUUAGAACAUUAACUGUUCCUGUAAAGCAUCAUCGGCAUAUUAUUGGACCUAAAGGAAGUACUUUGAAUACAAUUAUUUAUAAUGACGGUAGUAAUGGUGGUGGUGCAUAUUCGCCUGUUUCAGUAAAAUUUGGAUCGUCUAAAUCAUCAGGUGUAAGUGAUCGAUCAUCAUCAUCAAACACACAACAAAUUUCAGAUAAUUCUAUUAUGGUUAAAGGACCUGCUAAAGAAGUUGAAAGAAUUGUCGAAGAAAUUAAUGAAAAAGUAGAAGAUGCUAAACGUAUUGAGAAUAUGAAAUCAUUUACAGCAGAAUUUACAAUUCCAGCAAUCUACUCCUCGCAUAUUAUUGGUAAGGGGGGGAGCAAAAUAAAAUUCAUCAGAGACAAUUACAAUGUUAGGAUAGAUAUAGAUGAUAAGCAUGUUGACAAAAGCAACAACGGUAGGGAAGAAGACGAAAUUGUCAACGUCAAAAUAGUCGGGAUGAAAGUUUACGUUGAAGAGGCUAGGAAUCGAAUUCUAGACAUAAUUGACAAAUUACAUGGAGAAAGUGUUGUUCGUGUGAAUAUUCCACCGCAGUAUCAUGCAUCAUUGAUUGGUGCAAAAGGUAAAGGCGUUAGAAAUCUAGAAGUGAAACAUGGUGUACGUAUUAAAUUUCCAAAGAAUAAUAAUUCCAAAGAUCAUUCUACCACCACUACUAGUAUUAGUAGUGAAAUUGAUGAAAGUAGUUGUACCGUAGGUGAAGAAGAGUGCGGUGAAUUUAUAAAAGGUGGGAGUAGUGGUAGUAGUAUAGAAAAAGAAUGUAAAAGGGAAAGAGAAGAUGAAGAUUUCGAUCCAGAUGUACAAAAACCUUACGAAGUAUUAAUAACUGGUGGUAAAAGAGGAACCAGUGAGGCUAGAUCGGAAUUAUUGGAUCUUUUACAUUAUACAAAAGAUCAUGAUGAUGUUCUCAGUUUCACUAUUCCGGCCAAAUGUCUGCCACAUAUUGCACAGAAUAAGAUUUUGGAGAUUGUUAAAGAAUUUGAAGAACAAGCAACAAUCACUAUGAAUAUUAAUCCUAAGCAUCACAAGUUUUUGAUUGGACCUGGCGGUAAUCGUAUUAAAGAGAUUAUAGCAAAAGCUGGUGGACCAGAGGAUAGGAGUGCCCAGGCUGGGAUUGUCAAGUUUCCUCGACUUGACGAUAAUGGUUGUAAUAAUGAUGAGGUUGUUAUUAAAGGAAAUAAAGAACUCACGGAAAAAAUUAAAGAAGAAUUUGAAAUUUUAAUCAAAGAACAAGAUAAUUUAAUAGUUGAUACUAUUAAGGUUCCCAGGGAUCAACAUUCAGUUAUUAUAGGCAGGAAUGGAUCCCAACUCCGUAAUAUUCAAAAUAAAUUUAAUGUCGAGCUUUAUUUUCCUGGUUCACAUUUAUAUAAUCAAAUAAUAGUGACACAGAAAAAAGAAAAAGAAAAGCAUCAGGAUAAAUUGUUGUUGAUAGAUAGUAAUGAUUUAGUAAAAAUAAUUGGAAAAGUUGAAAACAUUAAAUUUGCCAAAGAAGUAAUAUUAUCAAAACUUCGAUAUGAAGAUGUGUUUAAAUUUCCAUGUAAAUUCUAUAGUAUAAUCAAUAAUAAUGGAUUGACAUCAAGGAAAUUAAGAAACGAGUACCAUGUAAUAAUUGAACAUCAAGCAGAUGAGAGGAAACAGAUUUCAACAAUCAUCAAUAGAAAACCAAUUUUCAAAAAAUCUACUAAAUGUAUCAUUGGAGGGGCUGAAGAAAAUGAUGAUUAUGAAUUCAAUGUGAAUAAAUUUGGUUUUAAAAUUAUUGACAAUGAUGGCGGUGAGGAUAUGAUGGUGGAGGAUAUGAUGGUGGAAGAUAUGAUGGUGGAAGAGGUGAUGGCGGAGGAUAUGAUGGUGGAAGAGGUGAUGGUGGAAGAGGUGAUGGUGGAAGAGGUGAUGGUGGAAGAGGUGAUGGUGGAGGAGAUGGUGGUGGAAGAGAUGGAAUCAGGAAUUGGAAAUAGAAUCGAAAAUGAGAGAGAAUAUUUUUUGAAUGAAAUUUCUUGGACGCUCAAAGGUGUAAAAGGACAAGUUAAUCAAGCUGUAAAAUAUUUAAAUGAAUUAUUAGAACAAGCGAUUAAUACAUGUACCGGAUAUCUAUCAAUUCCUCAAAUAUAUCAUCGACAUAUUAUUGGGCGUGGAGGAUUAACUAUUUCACAUAUUAGAACAGAGAGUCAAUGUAAGAUUGACGUGCCUAAAGUUAACGGUGAUGAUACAAUUACCGGAUAUCUAUCAAUUCCUCAAAUAUAUCAUCGACAUAUUAUUGGGCGUGGAGGAUUAACUAUUUCACAUAUUAGAACAGAGAGUCAAUGUAAGAUUGACGUGCCUAAAGUUAACGGUGAUGAUACAAUUGUAAUCAUUGGUAGCAAAGAAAAUAUUGUAGUGGCUAAAAAUAUGAUAUUUGAAAUAUUGAUUAACUUGAGAAAAGAACAGAAUAGUAGAAGAUAUUAA
Molecule: messenger RNA, 4350 nt
Organism: Entrophospora sp. SA101
Lineage: Eukaryota; Fungi; Glomeromycota; Glomeromycetes; Entrophosporales; Entrophosporaceae
Source: the annotation of a GenBank genome assembly